Molecule: messenger RNA, 2206 nt
Organism: Lotus japonicus
Lineage: Eukaryota; Viridiplantae; Streptophyta; Magnoliopsida; Fabales; Fabaceae
Product: D-lactate dehydrogenase [cytochrome], mitochondrial
Exons: 18
Coding region: 78-1775 (565 amino acids)
Biological process (GO): lactate catabolic process
Cellular component (GO): mitochondrion
Molecular function (GO): D-lactate dehydrogenase (NAD+) activity; FAD binding; D-lactate dehydrogenase (cytochrome) activity
Source: RefSeq, a predicted model, not a curated record
GUUCAUGUUCUUGUUUGCUUUUGUUGUUCAGACUUCAGAAUCACAUUUCUCUUCUCUCAUCAUCACCAAACCAAACCAUGUCAAAUUUCUCAUCUUGGUUCUCUCGCUUUCGUUCUUCCUCCAAGUACUUGUUCCACCGCACUCUCCACCAUUCCGCACCUCACCAAACCGCACCCUCAGCCGCAGCUGCCACUGUCUUCAACUCCCACAACAGAACAAGGAAGCCAUGGAUGCUUCCUCUGGCUCUCGCUGCUUCUGCUGGAGCACUUGCUCUUCAACCCCAUUUCCACCCUUCCCUUUGUGACGCCCCUGAUGCCAGUAACCGAGAUGUGAGUUUUGGGGGCAAAGGUAGCACCCAGUAUGUUGUUAAGGGAUCACAGAAAGAAUUUCCACAAGAGCUUCUCGAGGAGUUGAAAAUCAUCUGUCAGGAUAACAUAUCACUUGAUUAUGACGAAAGAUAUGUCCAUGGAAAACCACAAAAUAGUUUUCACAAGGCUGUCAAUAUCCCAGAUGUGAUUGUUUAUCCAAGAUCAGAAGAGGAGGUCUCCAAGAUUCUCAAAUUAUGCAACAGCUACAAGAUUCCUAUUGUACCUUAUGGUGGAGCUACAUCAAUUGAGGGUCACACUUUAUCCCCCAAUGGCGGGGUUUGCAUUGACAUGUCAAUAAUGAAAAGAGUGAAAGCAUUACAUGCUGAUGACAUGGAUGUGGUUGUUGAGCCUGGAAUUGGAUGGAUGGAGCUUAAUGAGUAUUUGGAACCUUAUGGCUUAUUUUUCCCACUUGAUCCAGGUCCAGGUGCAAGCAUCGGAGGCAUGUGUGCUACACGUUGUUCUGGUUCGUUAGCUGUGAGGUACGGAACGAUGCGUGAUAAUGUCAUCAGUCUCAAGGUAGUUCUUGCUAAUGGAGACAUUGUGAAGACCGCAUCUCGUGCAAGAAAGAGUGCGGCCGGGUAUGACCUGACCCGCUUGGUGAUUGGGAGUGAAGGAACUCUUGGUGUUAUAACAGAAGUCACACUGCAGCUUCAGAAAAUUCCCCAGUGCUCAGUGGUUGCAAUGUGCAACUUCCCUUCUGUGAAGGAUGCAGCUGAUGUUGCUAUCGCCACGAUGAUGUCUGGUAUACAGGUGUCAAGGGUAGAGCUAUUGGAUGAAGUUCAAGUGAAAGCUAUCAAUAUUGCUAAUGGGAAAAAUUUGCCUGAAUGUCCAACUUUGAUGUUUGAAUUUAUAGGAACAGAGGCAUAUGCACGUGAACAAACACAAAUUGUUCGAAAACUUGUUUCUGAGCACAAUGGUUCAGAUUUUGUAUUUGCAGAAGAGCCUGAAGCUAAAAAAGAACUUUGGAAGGUAAGGAAGGAGGCACUGUGGGCUUGCUUUGCGAUGGAACCUGAUAUGGAGGCAAUGAUUUCGGAUGUAUGUGUUCCUUUAUCUCACCUUGCUGAUAUAAUUUCGAGGUCUAAAAAGGUGCUGGAUACAUCACCACUGACUUGCACAGUGAUUGCUCAUGCUGGUGAUGGUAACUUCCACACGGUAAUUCUAUUUGAUCCUUCCCAAGAAGAACAGAGGAAGGAGGCAGAGAGACUCAACCAUUUUAUGGUUCAUGCUGCCCUGGCAUUGGAAGGAACAUGCACCGGUGAACAUGGUGUUGGCACUGGAAAGAUGAAGUAUCUUGAAGAAGAACUCGGAGAGGAAGCAUUGCGAACAAUGAAGAAAAUAAAAGCAGCCCUAGAUCCCAACAAUAUUAUGAAUCCAGGAAAGCUCAUCCCUCCUCAUGUUUGUUUGUAAUCUGCAAUACAGAAGUCAUGGCUAAACAUGGUCUCUUCAAAUUUACAAGUUAACGCGUUGCAGCUUCUUCCAUCAGGAUCUGUAGAAUUCGCUUUUUUACUUUGUAGGAAAAAUGUCUUCUAAAGUGAGCUUGUGAGAAAGUAAGGGUUUAUCUGUUUUGGAUCUUUAUGGAUUAAUGUUAGCAUGCACUUAAAAAUAAAUUAGUGGUGGAUAACCUCUUGUUUUCUCAAUUUUACAGACAUGCUCACUUUAGAAUUUAGAUAAGCCUUAUGAUAUUGAAAGGCUGUAAUGUUUUCAUUGUUACAGUUUUUUGCCUCUCUUGUUGUGUAUCCUAAGUCUCUCUGAGAAGCUAAGUAACACUAAGUCACUAACACCCUCUUCUCACUUUCAGACAUAAUGCAAUGCAGUCUUAUAGAGGAAUGUUUCCAAUA